Messenger RNA from Cylas formicarius (sweet potato weevil), 2039 nucleotides. It is a transcript of the gene mdy, whose product is annotated as diacylglycerol O-acyltransferase 1. Gene Ontology annotation, biological process: triglyceride biosynthetic process. The coding region runs from base 184 to 1644 and encodes 486 amino acids. Gene Ontology annotation, molecular function: diacylglycerol O-acyltransferase activity. Gene Ontology annotation, cellular component: endoplasmic reticulum membrane. NCBI's taxonomy places the organism in Eukaryota, Metazoa, Arthropoda, Insecta, Coleoptera, Brentidae. The record is from RefSeq and is a predicted model, not a curated record. The transcript has 9 exons.
UAGUAAAUUUGGCCAACGUUUAACAUUUUUUACAUAUGUCAUCUAUGAAUUUUAACUACUUUUAACUUCUAAGUAAUAUUUGUUUUGUUAUUUACUUAAUGAGGAAGUGUGAUUCUUCCAAGGCUAGAAAAUGCCAAUUGUGGGGUUGCAAUAAAGCCCGACGUUUUAGAAUAUUACUCAAAAAUGAAUGAACAAGGACUUAGAAAAAGAGCUUCCAGUGUAACAAAAGCAGAAAAAAUCCAUGCCGUUGAAGCAAAAGCUCGAAAAAACCAACCGGAUCGACCAUGUCAUAAACCACGAGACUCAUUAUUUUCUUGGACUUCUGGUUUUGAUAAUUUUACAGGCUUUGUAAAUUGGGCGUUUCUGCUUCUUUCUAUUGGAGGUCUCAGGCUUUUAUUAGAAAAUUUUAUAAAAUAUGGAAUAAGAGUGGAUCCUAUAGAAUGGUUUUAUGUGUUAACCCAAGAAGAAGGCUCGCAGCAUCCAUCACUAAUAUUGAUUUUAUAUUCUUUAGUACCUACCACUUUAUGUCUCAUUAUUGAAAAAGCUCUUGCAGCGGAAAUUGUCCCAAACAAUUUUGGCAUGUUGGUACAUGUCUUGAAUUUAAUUUCUGUGAUAUUAGUGCCUAUGGUUACAAUCCAUGUAAAAGACGGUUUUAGUUUAGUUGGAGCAUCAUGUGUUUGCACAGUGUACAGCAUUUUGUUCCUUAAAUUAUGGUCCUAUAUUCAAGUAAAUAUGUGGUGCAGACUGAUUAGACAGUUCAGUAAAAGCUCUCUAAGGAGACAGUCUGUUUCUCUUAGUAAUCUUCAGAGACAGAUUAAAAAUAAAAAUAAAAACAAGAACAGUUCUGAAGAAGAUCUAACUUGCUCAAAAUUACCCUUAGUGCAAUAUCCAGAUAAUUUAACUGCAAGAGAUUUGGGGUAUUUUUUGCUAGCCCCGACAUUAUGUUAUGAACUGAAUUUUCCUAGAACUGAUAGGGUUAGAAAACGUUUUUUGGUAAAGAGAAUAUUUGAGGUAUUGGCUGGUACUCAGAUAAUAUUGGCCGUUAUUCAACAGUACAUGAUACCCUCCAUAAGGAAUUCAUUAAUUCCAUUUGGUAAUAUGGAUCUUCCAUUGGCUUCGGAGAGAUUACUAAAAUUAGCAAUUCCUAACCACCUAGCUUGGCUCAUAGCGUUUUACAUAUUAUUCCACUCGUGGCUGAAUCUUUUGGGGGAGUUGCUGCAGUUUGCUGAUAGAAAUUUUUAUGCGGAUUGGUGGAAUUCCAACAAUAUUGAUAUUUUCUGGCGCAAUUGGAAUUUACCCGUACAUAGGUGGGCUGUUCGGCAUCUUUAUUUACCAAUGGUGGAUAUGGGCUAUGGUAGGACUGCCGCUAGUGUUACCGUCUUCUUUAUCAGUGCUUUUUUCCAUGAAUAUAUGGUCAGUGUUCCUCUAAAAACUUACAAAAUAUGGGCAUUUAUGGGUAUGAUGGGACAAGUACCCCUAUCAUAUUUUUGCAAGUUUAUAGAGAAGAAAUAUGGUCCGCGGUUUGGCAACAUAGUAGUUUGGGCCUCUAUAAUCAUCGGUCAGCCGUUAUGUAUAAUGAUGUACUACCAUGAUUACAUGGUUAUACAUCAUGGUGAAUCAAUUGCUCAGUAUUCUCAGAUUUGAUAAAUUUUAAUUCUGCUAUUGCUGUUUAAAGCGAGCGUGAAGAUCAUAACAAUAUUUUAGAAAUGUUGAGAUGUUAUUUUUUUACAAAAAUAUGGAGUUGUUAUUUAGUAGUUCAAUUUUCCAAAAUUGAAUGAUAAUUCUCUAAGUCAUAACAUCACAGAAGUUACCAUACUUAUUAUAUUAUUGAUUUUUGUUUGAUUUACUUUAUUGUUUGAUUAUAUUUGUUUAUACCUCUUGUUUGUAAAUUUAAAUUUAAUAUUUUUCUAUAAUAUUAAUAUUUUUAUGUUAUACUCUAAUAGAAAGUGCAUUUCUUUUAGGCAUUUCUGUAAAUACACUUAUAAAAUUAAAGAAGAACCACCACAUAUCACUAUUCAGAUUUUUUUUUAACAUAAAAU